AUGACUUCUAUGGCCAGCGUAUUCAUCAUUUUCAUGUUUGUAUUCUUUCUAUUAUGGAUAUCAAGAAUAUUUCAAAGAGCUGCUAGUAAAAAGAGAGUUCCACCUAAAGCUGGCGGUGCACGACCUUUGAUUGGCCACCUCCAGUUGUUAGGAGGGUCAGAACCGCCCCAUAUAACUUUGGGUAAGAUGGCUGACAAGUACGGACCAAUCUUCACUAUUUGGUUGGGUGUGCACCGAACUCUGGUCGUAAGCAGUUGGGAGAUAGCUAAAGAGUGUUUUACCACCAAUGACAAAGCCUUUGCCAAUCGUCCAAAAGGUGUAGCUCCAGAAGUCUUGGGCUACAACUAUGCCAUGAUUGUGUUCAGCCCUUACGGUCCCUUGUGGCGCCAAGUGAGAAAAAUCGCCACACUAGAGGUCCUCUCAAACCACCGCCUUGAGACAUUCAAACACAUUCGGGAGGCCGAGGUGAAUGAUUCUCUAAAAGAGAUAUAUAAGCUUUUGGGCAAGAACAAGAAAGUGUUAGUGGACAUGGAGAGAUGGUUUGGGUACACAGUCCUAAACGUAAUAUGUAGGAUAGUUGUAGGGAAACGAUUUGGCAGGGCUACGAGCAAGGAAGAGAAUGAAGCUAAUGACCGGUGCCGAAAGACGUUCAGAGUCUUCUCCGAUUUGAGUGGAGAAUUUAUGUUCGCAGAUGCACUUCCAUGUCUAAGGUGGUUAGACGUGGGAGGAUAUGAGAAAGCCAUGAAAAAAAUCGCAAAAGAAGUGGAUCAUAUGGUUGGAGUAUGGUUAGAAGAACAUAAGCAGAAGAAAUUGUCUAGUGAGUUGAAGGAACACCAAGAUUUUAUGGAUGUACUGUUAUCCAUUGUAACUGAAGACGAUGAUGAGUUUUCUAGUUAUGAUGUUGAUACAAUUGUCAAGGCUACAAGCACGGAUCUUAUCUUAGCGGCCUCAGAAACAUCAACAAUAACACUGACAUGGGCUCUCUCUUUACUUCUCAACAAUCGUGAAGCCUUAACAAAAGCCCAAGAAGAAUUAGACAUCCAAAUCGGUAAAGAUAGGCAAGUGAAGGAAUCAGACCUGAAAAAUUUGGUCUAUCUUCAAGCUAUUAUCAAAGAAACAAUGCGCUUAUAUCCUGCCGCACCACUCCUAGUGCCACAUGAGUCUAUGGAAGACUGUACUUUGGCUGGCUACCACAUCCCAGCAGGCACACGACUCCUUGUUAAUGCAUCGAAACUCCAACGAGACCCAAACGUGUGGGAGGAUCCUAACAAAUUCAAACCAGAAAAAUUCCUUACAACCCACAAGGGUGUUGACGUUAGGGGCCAAAAUUUUGAAUUGAUACCAUUUGGUAGUGGUAGAAGAAUGUGCCCUGGGAUCUCAUUUGCCCUACAAAUUACACAACUCAAACUUGCUACCUUGCUGCAUGCUUUUGAAAUUGCAACCCCAUCGCAUGAACCUAUGGACAUGACAGGGAAAGGAGGCUUUACAAACCAGAAAGCCACACCACUUGAAGUCCAUCUCACUCCACGCUUUCAUGCUCAAAUAUAUGCAUAA
Quercus lobata is the source of this 1554-nucleotide messenger RNA. RefSeq names its product cytochrome P450 CYP82D47-like. The record is from RefSeq and is a predicted model, not a curated record. Gene Ontology annotation, molecular function: oxidoreductase activity, acting on paired donors, with incorporation or reduction of molecular oxygen; iron ion binding; monooxygenase activity. Lineage: Eukaryota; Viridiplantae; Streptophyta; Magnoliopsida; Fagales; Fagaceae. The transcript is spliced from 2 exons. The coding region runs from base 1 to 1554 and encodes 517 amino acids.